Molecule: messenger RNA, 690 nt
Organism: Microthlaspi erraticum
Lineage: Eukaryota; Viridiplantae; Streptophyta; Magnoliopsida; Brassicales; Brassicaceae
Source: the annotation of a GenBank genome assembly
AUGAUCACGAGAAAUCAACAACGCCGCCUCAAACAUCUUGCUUCUUCGCCGUCUAUCACUCGACUAAACCCGUUGGAGAUCCCAUCGUCUUCUCAAUUGUCUGAACCACGAACAGAGGAAGUGAUGGAAGUAUUAUGUCCACGACUUCAUGGGAGUUCAGUCUUUGCUCUGCCCAAACAGUUCUAUGCAAAAAUUGAUUCUCUAUGUGCGGCGUUCCUCUGGAAGAAGAGAACUGAAUCGGCAAGAGGAGCACGAGUCGCUUGGAAAGAUGUAUGUAAGCCCAAAGCUGAAGGAGGAUUGGGGAUCAGACUCUUGGAGGAGUAUGAGAAGGUUUUUAGACUGAAACAAAUUUGGAAUCUGUUCUCAAACUCAGGUUCCUUAUGGGUCGCUUGGGUCAAGGCUCAUGUUUUCGGAAGGAAGGGUUUUUGGUUAACAGAGGACUCGAAUCGUAUAUCUAGGAACAUCCGCUCUAUGCUCCAGCUAAAGAACGAUCUGAUGGAUCUCUUGCGCUGUGAAAUUGGUGAUGGGAAUAGAGGUUCUUUCUGGUUUGACUACUGGAAUGAUAUGGGACAGUUACUCUUGGUGAUGGGACAAUCGGGACCACGAAACCUUCGGAUCCCGCUGAACGCCACAGUCUCAAGGGCUAACAAAGGAUGGGAGAUGGUGGAUCCCACCUGCCCGAUCAACUGA